UUUCACACUAAACCAAAUAAUAUUUGCAUUUUCCAAAAGAAGAAAAAAAAAUAUGAGCAACCAUAUCGAUUCUACCCCUAAACCGAUCCAAACCGAAGAAGAAGGAGAAACGCGUUUGCGUUCGGAAGCCCUCAAGAUCGCAAACGCAGCCGCAUUUCCCAUGGUUCUGAAAGCGGCCUUCGAGCUCGGUGUCAUUGACGCACUCUGGGCGGCCGGUGAAGACGCGUGGCUCUCACCCUCCGAGAUAGCGAGUGGGCUACGCACGAGACCCACCAAUCCACAUGCACCGUCGCUGUUGGACCGGAUGCUUCGGGUGCUUACAAGCUACUCGCUCGUCAAGUGCCGCACCGAUCUGACCGGCGAAAACGGUCGAACAGGAAGAACCGGGAGGGUUUACGCAGCCGAACCGGUUUGCCGGUUCUUUCUGAACGGUGGUGAUGGUGACUCGGGUUCCUUCGUCUCAUUGGCCAUGGUGCUCCAUAGCGAUGUCAUGUUGAAGUCUUGGCAGCAUCUGAAGGAUAUAAUACAAGAGGAAGGAAGAGAUGCAUUCAGCUCAGCUCAUGGAGUGAGACUGUUCGAGUACAUAGGGGCGGACGAGAGGUUCGGCCGACUGUUCAACCGGGCAAUGUCGGAAUCCACAGUCACGAUCCUGAAGAAGGUUCUAGAAGUUUACCGCGGUUUCGAAGAUUUGAGCGUUUUGGUCGAUGUGGGAGGAGGACAUGGCACCCUUUUGGGCAUGGUCACUUCGAAAUACCCCAAGAUCAACGGUAUUAAUUUCGAUUUAGCCGGUGUUCUAGCCCAUGCUCCCUCCUAUCCCGGGGUUGAGCAUGUGGUCGGUGAUAUGUUUGUUGAUGUUCCAAAAGGAGAUGCCAUUUUGAUGAAGUGGAUACUCCACGAUUGGACAGACGAAAAGUGUGUGAAGAUCCUGAAAAACUGUUGGAGAGCAUUGCCGGAAAAGGGCAAGGUGAUUCUGAUAGAGAUGGUGACUCCGGAGGAGCCGAGGGGUGGGGAUGUCCGCUCCAACAUCACCUUCGACUUCGACAUGUUGAUGCUCUCCCAAUGUUCCGGCGGUAAAGAAAGGACAAAGGCCGAGUUCCAAGACCUAGCCCUCGCUUCUGGUUUCACCCGCUGCCAUUUCAUGUCUUGUGCUUCUCCUUAUUGGGUUAUUGAAUUUCACAAAGCAGAAGCAACCCCUUGAAAAAAAUUUAUAUAUUAUAAUAUUAAUGAGCACUGUUUUUUUUGUAAAAUGGCCAUUUCAAGGUUUGGCUUGUUUAUUUUGGGCUUGGAUUUGAUUUGCUUUGUUGUAUCCGUUUGUUUUUUUUUUUAAUGAUUUUUAUAUUUGAUUCCGUUUGGUUUUUGUUUG
Molecule: messenger RNA, 1363 nt
Organism: Tarenaya hassleriana
Lineage: Eukaryota; Viridiplantae; Streptophyta; Magnoliopsida; Brassicales; Cleomaceae
Product: indole glucosinolate O-methyltransferase 1-like
Exons: 4
Coding region: 53-1198 (381 amino acids)
Biological process (GO): methylation
Molecular function (GO): protein dimerization activity; S-adenosylmethionine-dependent methyltransferase activity; O-methyltransferase activity
Source: RefSeq, a predicted model, not a curated record